AUGCACAAUGAUUGCUCCCCACCAAUUGUCCACCGAGACAUAUCAAGCAAAAGUGUAUUGUUGGACUUGGAAUAUGAAGCUCAUGUUUUGGACUUCGAAACUGCAAAAUUUAUCAAGCAAGACUCGUCCAAUUGGUCUGAACUUGUAGGGACAUAUGGAUAUGUAGCACCGGAGCUUGCUUACACAAUGACUAUUACAGAAAAAUGUGACGUCUAUAGCUUUGGAGUGUUAGUGCUGGAAAUAAUUAGAGGGAAUCAUCCGGGAGAUUUUUUAUCCUUAUUUCCAUCAUUGUCUUCCAAUGUGAAUUUAGUUCUCACUGAUAUGUUAGAUCCAAGACUUGCAACUCCCUCACAUGAUGUCCAGGACAAACUCAUAUCAAUGAUGGAGGUUGGUUUUUCUUGCUUAGAAGCCAAUCCGGAAUCUAGACCAACCAUGCAGAUUGUUUGUCAAUGA
Messenger RNA from Pistacia vera, 453 nucleotides. RefSeq names its product MDIS1-interacting receptor like kinase 2-like. NCBI's taxonomy places the organism in Eukaryota, Viridiplantae, Streptophyta, Magnoliopsida, Sapindales, Anacardiaceae. Gene Ontology annotation, molecular function: ATP binding; protein kinase activity. Gene Ontology annotation, biological process: protein phosphorylation. The coding region runs from base 1 to 453 and encodes 150 amino acids. The transcript is spliced from 2 exons. The record is from RefSeq and is a predicted model, not a curated record.